CCCGCGUUUAAAUCAUUCAAUCCAACAAGCAAACUACUUUCACAAUGUACAUAAAUACCCCACUUUUGGUCAUUUGACCCCUUCAUUACCAUAUAUACCACCACUACCAAUUCUUCCAUCAUUACUAUAUCUGCGUAUAUUCUCUAUCAAUACACGAACUACAUAUAUUAUGGACUGCUUGGUUAUGCCAGUUUCGGUUCUAGUGAGGCGAUGCUCCGGGAGGUACUUGAGCUCGAGACUAGGCUACCGGUCCUUGGACGAUGAUGCUAUGCUAUCCGAUGGUGAAUUGGUAACGGUGGUGGUUGGAAGAGAAAGAAGGCAAUUCUUGGUGGAUCCAUUUGUGUUACAAGAGAGCCCGUUUCGAGUUUUGAUUGAGUUGGCUAUGCAAGGUCAUCACAAACAUGAUCAUAAGAAUAAGAGGGAGUUGGAGAAUUAUAUGGAUGGUAUUAUAACAAAUAAGUCUUCUACAAAAAGGGUGAUUUUUGUUGAUGUGGAUGCUAUAUUGUUUGAGCAUAUGCUUUGGUUGAUGUAUAAUGAUUGCUCCUCUUUUUUCAAGCUUAAUGUUAUGGAGAUUAUAGAAUUUUAUGCUCAAGAUUAUUAAUAUAUAUAUGUAUGUAGAUUAACUGUAUGGAUAUACUUGUAUGAUAUAUACUCAACUACUUAACUUGGGGUAGGCAGGUUUAAUCUCAAGUUUGAUUAAUCUUGAGAAUAUUAUUGAAUCACUUGUGAUUAAUAUUUCUUGUCAUAAUUGUGUAUACCUUGUGAUUAAAUAAAAACAAGUAUUGAUCGUUUGAAAUUUUAG
Messenger RNA from Chenopodium quinoa (quinoa), 802 nucleotides. RefSeq lists its product as uncharacterized. The transcript has a single exon. NCBI's taxonomy places the organism in Eukaryota, Viridiplantae, Streptophyta, Magnoliopsida, Caryophyllales, Amaranthaceae. The record is from RefSeq and is a predicted model, not a curated record. Bases 170 to 601 code for a protein of 143 amino acids.